Messenger RNA from Prunus mume (Japanese apricot), 2229 nucleotides. RefSeq names its product ABC transporter G family member STR2-like. Gene Ontology annotation, cellular component: membrane. Gene Ontology annotation, molecular function: ATP binding; ABC-type transporter activity; ATP hydrolysis activity. Lineage: Eukaryota; Viridiplantae; Streptophyta; Magnoliopsida; Rosales; Rosaceae. Gene Ontology annotation, biological process: transmembrane transport. The record is from RefSeq and is a predicted model, not a curated record.
AUGGCUCGUAGCGAUGAUCGUAGGCGUGACACGGUGAUUGACAUAGGGAAGCCGGCGAAUUUCACAGGGGGGCUUGAAUUUUCCGCCCUUACGUAUACCGUGACAAAGAAAAGCAAGAAUGAGGAGGGGAAAUGGUUCAAGCAUGAGGUGGACUUAUUGCACCAGAUCACAGGGUUUGCACCAAAAGGGUGCAUCACAGCUGUGAUGGGUCCUAGUGGAGCUGGGAAGUCUACCUUCUUGGAUGGAUUGGCAGGGAGAAUAGCAAGUGGGAGUCUUCAGGGCAAAGUGUCCAUGGAUGGCAAGGAAAUGAACCCAAGCUUGAUUAAAAGGACCUCGGCUUAUAUUAUGCAGGAUGAUAGGCUGUUUCCAGCUCUUACAGUUUAUGAGACUUUCAUGUUUGCUGCUGAUUUGAGGUUGGGUCCAGUUUCAGUUACUGAUAAAAAGCAGCGAGUCGAAAAGCUGAUUCAACAGCUUGGAUUAUCUUCUGCUCGAAACACCUUCAUAGGUGAUGAGGGAACCCGAGGAGUGUCCGGUGGAGAGCGUCGCAGAGUUUCGAUUGGUGUGGACAUCAUCCAUGGACCAUCACUCCUCUUCCUUGACGAACCAACUUCCGGCCUAGACUCCACCAGUGCUCAUAGUGUCAUUGAAAAGGUACACCACAUUGCACGUUCUGGAAGCACUGUGAUCCUCACCAUUCACCAACCCUCAUCCAGAAUUCAAUUGCUUCUGGACCAUCUGAUCAUCCUAGCUCGAGGGCAGCUCAUGUACCAAGGAUCACCAAAAGAUGUGGCCAUCCACCUUGGUCGAAUGGGGCGCAAAGUACACAAGGAAGAGAGUCCUAUUGAGUACCUCAUUGAUGUGAUUCAGCAAUAUGAUCAGUCUGAACUUGGGGUCGAGGCACUAGCCGAAUUUGCACGUACUGGUAUAAAACCCCCUCUCUUAGUUGACGGGGACGUCUCAUUUGCGACUAUUCUCCCAACCCCCACACCACCGCGCCAUGGUGGGCAUGGGCAUCAUGGUGAAGGCCAUGAGGACAAAGGAAGGUCUGGAAAGCGCUUGCCUUUACAAACCAGCACACAUAUAGCCAAUGAUUUUGAUCACAGUGUGAGAAGUCCUUAUAACACUAAUUCAAGGUCAUGGACUCCUACCCAUAGUGGAGUAAUGCAAAAACUGCACAGCUUUACCCCUUCAAGGCAACGCGCAGACCAAAAGAUGCAAAGCCCCAUGAGUGCAUCCCCUGGCUACAACUAUUCAAGUGAGAUUCUUCCAAGCACACCAACACCCCACAGCAGUGACUACACGGUGAAUGAAAAUGAUUACCUGACCCCAGAUAUUGGUCCAAACACCAAAUCAUACCACCACCUUGGCCCCAAAUUCGCCAACUCCUUCUUCCCCGAGACUUGGAUCCUAAUGAGGCGAAACUUCAUCAACAUCAGGCGCACGCCAGAGCUCUUCCUCUCAAGACUAGUGGUCCUCACAUUCAUGGGAUUCUUGAUGGCCACCAUGUUCAAAAACCCACCACAAAGCAGUCAAGGCAUCACUAAUCGCCUCAGUUUCUUCAUCUUCACUGUCUGCCUUUUCUUCUUCUCAUCCAAUGAUGCUGUACCUGCCUUCAUCCAAGAGCGCUUCAUCUUCGUCCGCGAGACUGCCCACAAUGCCUACAGAGCCUCCUCAUACACAAUUGCAGGCCUAAUCACAUACCUCCCCUUUCUUGCAUUGCAAGCAAGUGUCUACGCAGGCAUUGUUUGGUUUGCUCUGGGGCUUAGAGGACCCUUCCUAUACUUCUUGGUGGUUCUCUAUGUCUCUCUUCUCUCCACUAAUUCAUUUGUGGUGUUUGUCAGCUCAGUUGUGCCUAAUUACAUCUUGGGCUACGCGGCAGUCAUUGCCUUCACUGCCCUCUUCUUCUUGUUCUGUGGCUACUUCUUGAACAGCCAUGACAUCCCCCAAGGUUGGAAAUGGAUGAACCAUGUCUCCACCAUGACAUAUCCAUACGAAGGGCUUAUUAUCAACCAAUAUCAAACCAACGACAAGUUCGGAAACAACACCGAUGGCACCAGCAUAACUGGUUUCGACAUCUUGGAAGGUCUACGCAUCAAUUAUGGCAAACCCCACUCUCUUUCUGGAGCAAAGAAGUGGGAGAAGGUGUUCAUAAUGUUGGGCAUGACUGUUCUAUAUAGGAUUUUGUUUUACUUAGUCAUUCGUUUCGCGUCCAAGAACCAAAGGACGUAG